Molecule: messenger RNA, 2914 nt
Organism: Klebsormidium nitens
Lineage: Eukaryota; Viridiplantae; Streptophyta; Klebsormidiophyceae; Klebsormidiales; Klebsormidiaceae
Source: the annotation of a GenBank genome assembly
CGCAAAGUUUGGAGGCUGGAUACCACUGCCAGGCGCUUUUAAUUCAACGUCAUUCAUCUUGCAGGCCCACCUGGGCGCCCACAAUGACAUGCAACUUUCUGACAAGGCAAGCUGGCAGGAGGGCGUCCCAAUGCGUCCUGCAAGACAAUUAAAGCUUGCUAAGCAACCUAGAAAGUGGUUUUAUGUUGUGUUCAGCUUGCGGAUUGGACGCAGUGUCUCAUUGGUUUGUAUGUCACGCUGAUAAACCUGUCAGAGGAUGGGGCAGAAAAAGCGGAAGCCAGGUAGGACUGGAAAUCAAACGGUUGGCAGCCCAAAGAAUGCAGAGCCUCCGACCUUUGAGACUACUGUAAAUGAGGGCAGUUCAAAGAGCAAUGCGGCUUUGGAGCUGGAGACAAGUACGUUGUCAAAGUUUCUCCAAGCUGACUCUGCAGCGGUCCAGGAGCGCGUUGAGCGAAUCCAGGAGCUGCUGGGGAGCGAGACAGAGCUCACCCUCGCGCAGCGCGCCGACUUGGUCUACAACCGGCGCCCCGAGAUCCUGGACCUCGUGAGCGACCUCCAGCAGGCGUACCUUAUCCUUGCCAGGCGCUACGACCACGUCGCAGGAAAGGUCGUCCGCCUCGUCAAAAGCGCAGACUCUCCGGUUCUGGACGCACCCAUCCUCCAACCCCUGAGCGCCACGAAGCGCCGCCCCGCAAAGGGCAGCAACGGGAAUUCUAAACGGGGGGGAGAUGAUAGGGCUGCAAGUGCGUCCCCUUCACCCUCAGAACGGACGACUUCUCCUUCCCCCGAGGGCUCCAAUUUGAACCCAGAUGCUGUCCCCUUUGUGGCGGUCCCCCAGUCGCCGCAGCUCAAUCCUGCAGCUCCGCCGUUCACACCCUCUCACCCAAUCCUGACUCCCAGCACUCCAAACGGCAUCAGUGCCCCGGCCCCCAACCAAAACACACUGCUCGGCAAGCUACGAUUAGCGGGUGCUGAUGCUGAGGGGGAUCCCGAGACCCCCCGCAUGAGUACGUUCCGUUUCAAGGACGUAAAGGCCAGCGGCGGGUACAACGUGGAAGAAGAAGGACCACUGCAUGCUGGCCACCUCUACGGCGAUCUUUUGGGCGAAGGCCCUGUGCACGCGGGGCACGCCACCGGUUCCUGGGUGCCCGAAUCUGUGUUGAACACAGAAGACCCGCUACAGGGCCCCGACAUCCAAGAAGUUGUGUCGUCGGCUGUCAAAGGCGCGAGCACAGAAGCAGAGUUGGACUCGGAGGGAGAGCCGCUGCGAGACUCGCAGCCGCUGUCGGCGUUCCUUUGCGCUGCGCAGAUCCAGGAGGCGGCGGGGCGGAAACAGGGCCUCUCCGACGCCCCGCGCGAGCUGAGCCUGAGCGCAGGGCUGGAGGAGGGCCCUGUUCACGCGGGGCACGCGCUGAUGAUCCGGGGCGCCAGCACCAAGUUCGAGCGGGAGUUGCGGCUGACGGCGCAGAUGGCCGAGGCGCUGGCGAGGGACCAGAUGCAGGCACGGAAGUUUUCGGACCUGGAUUCAGAGUUUGUGCUGCAAGUGAAGAAGGACGGGCAGCCGGCGCGGCCGGUGGUGAAGCAGUCGCUGCUGGAAGAGAUGAUCUGCCAGGACAGGGGGGCGAGCGAAGAGGACAAGAAGCAGCUGGAGGGCAUUGGGGAUCCGGUGCAAGAAAGCGGGCAGCAUUCGGACGCGUCGGACGUCGAAGCGGAGCCGCUGCGGGCGUCCGUCCUGGAGGCAGAGCGGCUGCGGGGCGAGGUGAGCGAUCUGGUGGCCCAAAAGCGCGAAGCCAUCCGCUACCUCACGGAGUGCGUCGACGUCAUCCGAGACGAGAAGAAAGACGUGGCAGCGGCAGCGGCACGCCUGGCGGCGGAGAACUUUGCGCUGCGAGAGCAGCUCGAAGAAGUUUUGGAAGCGCGGGGUGGGGGGCUUCGGGGGUUUGGAGACGACCGGCAGGGGUGGGGAGAAGUGAUUGCGGAAGCGUUGGAGUAUGGGGAUGUGGACCUCAGCGGGCUAGCGGAGUCGCUGAGAGCGCAUGCGGCUAGUCCGUCCACCAGUAACGGAAACGGAGAGGGACGCAAAGCGAAGGGAAUUGUGAUUCGGGAGCCGGAAGCAGGGAGUAAGAAGGGAAUAGAAAGUGGGGAAUCGAGUGUAGCGGAUGUAGCUGGGGACCGCAAAGGAAAGGGGAAGGUUGAAGAAGAGGCGCCGUUGGAUAAGGGGCGGAAUGGAGGGGGUGGGAAGUCGGCGUUGCAGGAGCUGCGGGAAGAGAACGAGUCUUUGCGAAGAGCUCUAGCAGCGGUAGGCGAGAAACAGAGCCGGAGAUGACCGCUUGAGAGGUAAGUAUAAGGCCAGCCCACUCCAGAAGACCAGAAAACAGUCGCGGAGCAGUACGUUCGGGUUCAUUGUAACUAAACGUUAGUUGCUUGGUAAAGGUACGGUUUGAUGAGCCGGUGGAGGCAUGGCAGCUCCACCUCCCUAGGAACCUGUGCAGUUUUGAGAGGGGCAAAGGUUUCGAGUCGGGUUGAGCUUGACAUCCGUUUGUAGUAUUCAGAUAAUUAGACGUUGAUUUCAGAAGUGCCUUUGUAAGCCCUUGCUGUACAGCGAUUCAGAGUGUCGAGUCAGCUUGUAUUGGGUCGAGGUUGGUCUUACAUACGUUCUACAAUGAAGUGCAUUUUCGGAGUUGCUAUUGUCUGCGGACGUUUGGAUCUCGUAAUGGGUAGCUCACAGACAGGCUUUUGUCCUAAGUAGAGAACUUGAUCGGUCGUGCGUGAAAAGAAUGGAUUACGUCUUGAGUAGGUUGAAUCUUGUCAGUUAAGUUCGGCAAUGCAGAGUUAAAGAGGAGUCCGACCGCGCUUAGACUUGUUCAAACAAUGGGGUGUCCUUCCAAGUCUCAGGAAUCUGUUUUGCACCGCA